This is a messenger RNA of Leishmania braziliensis MHOM/BR/75/M2904, 987 nucleotides long. RefSeq lists its product as hypothetical. The coding region runs from base 1 to 987 and encodes 328 amino acids. NCBI's taxonomy places the organism in Eukaryota, Euglenozoa, Kinetoplastea, Trypanosomatida, Trypanosomatidae. The record is from RefSeq and is a predicted model, not a curated record. The transcript has a single exon.
AUGCUGCGUCGCCUUGCCUGGAGGACCGCCGCGUGCAUGGCGGCUAGCCCAGCCACACGUGCGGUGCACAGCGUUGCUGUACUGCAGAACUCGACGCCGGCGACCACAGUCGAGAAACUGGGUAGCGCUGUAUCUAAGGAGGCGGUGGCGGCAGCCAACAAGGUGCCUGUCGCCAUUCUGGAGAAGGCGUGCAAUCCACGGCUGGUGGCCUUCACGGAGAUGGACCUUGCCCGCACACGCUUUGCUUCACUCAUUGCCACGAUCACGGAUGAGGUGGACUACGGCAGCAUCGAGCAGCUGGUGGCGAACAAGUUCUCGGGAGACCCGUGCAAGUUGCAGCCUAUCCCUGGUGCCCUCAAGAAGUUCCGCGAGACAAACUGGAAGGAUGUCAAGUCGCUCGUCAGCUUCUAUGAAGAGACGAUGUACCCCAUCCGCAUGAUGCACAGGGAGUACAAGCACCACGAGCUCACGAGCUUCCACAUUAAAGACGUGCUGAAGCGUGGCCUCUCAGCCUUCAAGCAGGAUUACCUCGACCAGCAGAAAGAGGAGCAGGCGAAGGUGCAGGCGCGCAUGAAGAAGUGCAAAGACGCUCUAAGUGCCGCCGUGGCGGACGCCUUCAGCACGGCCGUCUGUAACGACCUCGCAAACAUUUUCCGUAUCGGCGGCGAGCAGCACGCCCACUCGCAUCGCAUGGCGCUAAAAGUCUUGGCUGACAUGAACAUGAUGGGGGUGCCCUACAAUGCUGCCACGACGACCAUCAUGCAGGCCACCACCUUCCACGAUGGCCCGUUUGACAACUCACCACUUUUGUUUGAGCUAAUCGAGUGCCCGGAGCGUGGCGAAGUCCACGUCGGCACCGACUCGCUGGAUAACAUCAGUGACAACGUCCUCAAGCUCAUCAGCAAUCGCCACCAGACCCCGCUGGACGACGGCGUGCUGAUUCGUUCCCCAGACACACACCCAAACCUGCAGCGUUCCCCGGAGUAA